Molecule: messenger RNA, 528 nt
Organism: Leptosia nina
Lineage: Eukaryota; Metazoa; Arthropoda; Insecta; Lepidoptera; Pieridae
Source: the annotation of a GenBank genome assembly
AUGUUGAAACAAUUACAUAUUUUCAUAUUUAUAUGUAAUUUUCUGAGUAUUAAAGCGUUACGACGUAUAGUCGGUGGACGUGAUGUUGAACUUGGCGAUUUCCCUUACGUCGGCAGAUGGACUAGACUCGUUAUCUACAAUGAGAAAGAAUUCUGGCAGCAACAUUGCACGUGCAGUUUUCUCUCAUCAAGCUGGGCUAUAUCUGCGGGGCAUUGCCUAUUUGACGAAGCUCUGGAUACCAGCAUAAUUAUGUACGGAAAUGUUGUGCAUGAUCAAAGUCCAAAUCACACGAAAAUUAUUCAGACUUUUGGACACCCAGCUCAUGAAAUAUUCAACGAACUAUUGACCAGAUUCGACAUUGCCCUCAUAAAAACACAUCCCGUAGAUUUGACCGUGUAUGGAACUCUUAGCGCUGUGGAUUACACUUCGUUGGUGGGUAUAAGUUUCUAUGUACCACACUACAGUACGUACAUACCUAUUAAUGUAAAUAAAACCCUUCAAGUUUUCAAGGGAUGUAAGCCGGUGUGA